Molecule: messenger RNA, 3867 nt
Organism: Phalacrocorax carbo (great cormorant)
Lineage: Eukaryota; Metazoa; Chordata; Aves; Suliformes; Phalacrocoracidae
Source: RefSeq, a predicted model, not a curated record
ACCCGGAAGGAGCGGAGCAGUCGGGGCCGCGGCGGCGGCGGCGGAUGAUGAUAAUGAUGAAGACGAGGAGGAUGAGAGGAUGCUGGUGACCCAAGACAGCAGGAACGAGCAACCCCAAGACCACGCUGCACGUGCUGACAGCUGAGAGCUGCUUUUCCUGUCUGCUUCAGUCCUACACCAAGGUGUCAAAGCUGCAGUGCCAGUGGAUUAUGACUGCAGGGGAGCUGUGUUGCAUCUACAAAUCACUGUUGUGCAUCAAGGGCACAUCUGAGCAGGCAUCUCUUACUGGAAGAAAACAGUUGCAAGCUCUUCUCCUCGUCUGUAGGCGCAGAAAGUGCCCUGUGCUGUGGGUGAAAGGGGUACAAGGUGGACAUGAGACCAGCAGCUAGGUGGAGGCUCAGAGAGCCACUGUGCAGACUGAAGAGCUGGAGAGAAUGGUGAAGAGGUUCAGAGGCACACCGUGAUGGUGGGAGCCAUUCCACAGCAGCUACCCUGCUUCUGGGGGGUUCCUGGCUGGCAGGUAUCUUCAGCUAGUUGUGCCAACAACCACCCACUGUGGGACAGGGAAGUUAAUCCGGAGCAAAGCGGGGUUCUGCUGCAGAGGGAUGCUGUGCUGCAGUGCACCCCAUAGCAGAGGGCCCACCCAGAAAUCCUGAGCGAGGCAGGGUCCAGCUCCCAUCCCCUGCCCUCGCACCCUGACCUGUGGCACUUUACAGUCCCCCUCCUGCUGUUGCAUGGGUUGUUCUGACUCUGGCUCCACUUGGAGUCUAGGAAAGUAAGGCUCCAUGCGGCACAUCCACGCGGAGACGUCCCUGCCCCCAGGGCACAGCACAGACCCCAGCCUGUCUCAGCCCAGUGGAGAGGUGCCCUUGGAACCUUCCUCACAGCACUGCACCCACCGUGGCAUCCUCAUGGGCUACAACGAGACAGAGAUCAAGCGCCAGAAGGUUUACCAGGUCUCCAUCUUCUCCCAUCUCUCCAACUCCUCUGAGAGCACAGAGCAACGGGCAGGCAGCUGGCCGGCUGUCAAGAGGAGUUACCCUGAGCAGCGAACUCCAGACGGGGGGCGAGAUCCCAAACGAACUCACUGGGGUGGAGGUGGGGUGGAUGGCAGGCGCGAUGGGGGCCCUGGGCAGGCUUCCCUGGACGAUGAUGAUACCUUCGAGGAUGGUCUGCUGGUGGAGGAGCUAUCCCUGUGCGGCUCUGCCCAGCACUUCUCCCACAGCGGGCUGCGAGUGGUGGAGCACCGGUGUGAGAGCAGCCCUAGCCGCAGCCCCAGGACCAGCAGAGAAGACAACGUCUCCUCGUCCUCCUCCUCCUGGCCCCAGCACAUUGCUUGCACUACUUUGCACACAAGAGACAGUUGCCGUGUCUCAUCGGGGGAUCAGCCCACAGACUAUGGGGAGAAUGGGGAUCGGGCAAGUGGCCACAACUUGCUUCACCUUGAUUUGCAUAAUAUUGCACAAACAGGCAGGUUGGACUCUGGUGGGAAGAGAGAGAAGCCAGGGAGCAGCCCAGCUCACAAUAGCAGGGCUAGCGGAGAAGAGGAAUGGCCAGCGGUGGCCAAUGGGUGCAAGGAGCCCCCAGCUCUGCAGACAGUGCUCAGCCCUGACCUCAGCAACCUGAGCUCCCUGGAGAAGACACCCUGCAGGAGCAGCCAGCUCAGCGGCAGCAGCUGCCCAGCCAAAAGGAAGCUGCUGCCUGCUGGUGAGGCUGUGGCCGACUCCUGCUCUGAGGAUGAAGGCCUGUCCCCACCAGCAAGGAAGAGGGUCCUGCCAUGCCAUCCAGUGCCCACAGCCUGCCGCAGCACUGAUGCCAAGGGGGCCCCAUUCUGGAAUCACCUGCUUCCCACAGCCAAGACAUCUGCAGAUUGCACUGCGGUCGGGAGGAGGCUGAAGAGCGGGCUGCGCCUCAAAUCGCGACAUCUCCGGAGCAGCCUCCGGAGGGGCACCAGAUCCUCCGCAGCACCCUGGACCACCACCACCGUCAGCCAUGCACUCCUGGGCAACUUUGAGGAGUCCAUCCUGAAAGGGCGCUUUGCACCGUCGGGGAGGAUCGAGGGGUUCAUGGCAGAGAUUGGUGCCAGUGGCUCCUACUGCCCCCAGCACGCCACCCUGCCCGUCGACGUCACCUACUUCGACAUCUCUGAACACAGUGUGCCCUCGCCUUUCCUGGGAGUGAUUGACUUGGAGGCCUUGGGAAAGAAGGGUUACAGUGUCCCCAAAGCUGGAACCAUCCAAGUGACCUUAUUUAACCCCAACAAGACUGUGGUGAAGAUGUUCUUGGUGACGUACGACUUCCAGGACAUGCCGGCCAACCACAUGACCUUCCUACGCCAUCGCAUCUUCCUGGUGCCUGUCGGGGAGGAGGAAGGGGCCACCGCAGCCCCCAGCAACCCACCGGGCUCUGGCCUGCCUCGCAGGGUCCUUUGCUACCUGAUGCAUCUGAGGUUUCACAGCUCCAAGUCGGGGAAGAUCUACCUUCAUGAUGACAUCCGGCUGCUUUUCUCCCGCAAGUCAAUUGAGGUUGACUCGGGUAUCCCUUAUGAACUGAAAUCCUUCACGGAGAUGCCAAGGAAUCCCUGCUACUCACCCCGGGCCUGACCUCCCCCAUCCCCCAGGGCCACCAGGGAGCCUCCAGCCCAGCACUUCAGGGAGAGAUGAGUAAAGGGCCAGCAAGCAAGCACUGCCUUGCAGUAUCGCCCUCUCCACGCACCCUGGCCCUCCUGAGCAGCACAGAUGCUGUGCCUGUGCCCUGCACCAGGGCUGAGAUCACUGAGGGGGCUUCACCAGGAGGGGCAUGGGCUGGGGGGCAGCCCUGGCAGCCCUGGUAAUCCAGGGGCAUACCCAAAGCCUUCUGCUGGUGCUGCUCCCAGCUUGGAGACUUGGGUGUAGCUGGCGGAGGGAGGAGUGAAGAUUUGGGCCAGGGGCUCUAGGUGAGGCUGGCUGUGCUGGUCCCAGAAAGUGUGGAAAAGUUUGUAUUUAUUAGUAUUUAUUGUUGCUGGGAGUGCAGAGGAGGCUUGUGCAGAGGAUUGGAGAUGCUGCAAUGUUCACCCCCCCGACCCUGUCGGUGCUGGAUGAAGCCCCUGGCAGGGUGGGGCUGUCUGGGUUGGGGCAGGGCUGUGGGGACUGCGAGGGUGACCGGGGAUGGGAGCACCUUGGCCUGGGGGGAGAGGGUGACCUAUCUUGGCCAGGGUGCAGGGCCUGGGCCCAGGCUGUGUUAAAACCCCAAGGAAAAGCUGAGACUUGCUGGGUACUAAUGGCCUGCCAUGGAUCCUGGAGCUAAGGGGACAUGUCUGGCACACAUAUGGGGACCUGGGGCUCUCUGCAGGAACAGGGGGAGACUUCGCAGGAACCUCUGGAGCCCCCCGGUGCCAAGGGUCAGAGUGAAGUGGGACAUUGCCAAAACAUCAGAGCCUGGCACAUCUGUGUGCAUGGGGUGAAUCACAACGUGGAGCUGGCUGUGGGAAAGGGUCUGCUGGCAGUGUCACCAGUGCUGGAGGGAUGAGUGGGAGUCCUGGCUUAGUUCCCGGGAAGUGGGGAAGAGGCAGAGAACAUCAAUGGGAGGGGAUUUAGGGGUGCUCUGGAGCAGUGGCCUUUGGAAGGGGGCAAAGGCUGGGGUGUGUGAGAGGGCUGAGGGAAACCAGGGCUCACACAUACCCCAUCUGCAUCACCCCCUUGAGCUGGGCUUUGGACACCAGCCUAGGCCUGGGGAGCCCCAGCCCCUCUGCAGGGGCAAGGGAGGGACGGUCCCCCACACCGUCAGGCAGGGCUGGGCUCGACUGAGGGACAGGGUUUGGACAAGGGAAGCUGCGCCGGUACUUCUUGUCUUUGUUUCUAAUUUAAUAAAAGCCCGUUUGGAGAUUGA